Molecule: messenger RNA, 351 nt
Organism: Cynara cardunculus var. scolymus (artichoke)
Lineage: Eukaryota; Viridiplantae; Streptophyta; Magnoliopsida; Asterales; Asteraceae
Exons: 1
Coding region: 1-351 (116 amino acids)
Source: RefSeq, a predicted model, not a curated record
AUGUACACACCACCACCUCUGAUCAUCAUUUUCACGGCAGUAACCCUUUUCGCCACCGUCCGAUCCAAUCCACAUUUUCUCCGGCUACCAUCCGAUGACGUAUAUCUAUGCCCCGACACGCUAACUCCCGGAUCAUGCCCGGUGAAGUGCUUCAGAACGGCUCCCGUCUGCGGCGUGAACAAUGUUACGUAUUGGUGCGGAUGUGCGGAGGCGCUGUGUGCCGGUACACGUGUGGCCAAGCUUGGGUUUUGUAAUGGAGGCAGUGGGCCGGUAUCAGGUCAGGCGCUUCUGUUGGUUCACAUUCUUUGGCUUAUUCUUCUCGGAUUCUUCGUCUUAUUCGGCCUCCUUUGA